Messenger RNA from Cynocephalus volans (Philippine flying lemur), 1235 nucleotides. RefSeq names its product interaction protein for cytohesin exchange factors 1 (gene IPCEF1). The record is from RefSeq and is a predicted model, not a curated record. The transcript has 8 exons. The coding region runs from base 12 to 1235 and encodes 407 amino acids. NCBI's taxonomy places the organism in Eukaryota, Metazoa, Chordata, Mammalia, Dermoptera, Cynocephalidae.
GGUUUUUCACCAUGAGUCGGAGGAGGAUAUCGUGUAAAGAUCUGGGACAUGCUGACUGCCAAGGGUGGCUGUAUAAGAAAAAGGAAAAGGGAACUUUCCUAAGCAACAAAUGGAAAAAGUUCUGGGUGGUGCUGAAGGGGUCAUCGCUGUACUGGUAUAGCAAUCAAAUGGCAGAGAAAGCUGAUGGAUUUGUCAACCUGCCUGAUUUCACUGUGGAAAGAGCAUCCGAAUGCAAGAAAAAGCACGCUUUUAAGAUCAACCAUCCACAGAUCAAGACCUUUUAUUUUGCAGCUGAGAAUGGGCAGGAAAUGAACGCGUGGCUAAAUAAACUUGGAUUAGCUGUAAUCCAUCACGAACCCACUACAAAGGAUGAAGAAUGCUACAGUGAAAGUGAACAGGAAGAUCCUGAGAUAGCUGCGGAGACACCACAACCUCCUUACUUUUCCGAGGCUUCGACAUCUUUGGCUGCACAGCAGGCAUCUUCGUCCUCACCCAAACUGAGUAAAACAUCAUGUUCUUUCCCUUCUCUGGAAAAUACAACAAAGACAUCCAUCAGCUUUUCUUCCUCUGCAUCUAAAGAAAGACAGUCCUGGCUUGACACAGCGAGCAGUUCAUCUGCUGCUGAAGACAUGGCUCACUCCAUAACAUGUACUGUGCAGGUUCUUUCACCUGUGCCCUCAGAGGGGAACAGUCACAAGGCUCUGGAAUACAGCUUUGUUACAUCAGAAAGUGGAUUUUUGAACUCUUUAUCUAGUGAUGACACUUCUUCAUUGAGUAGCAACCAAGACCAUCUUACUGUCCCAGAUAAGCCUACUGCAUCAAAGAUGAUGGACAGAGAAGAAACAAAAACAUCUGAAGAUGAUGAGAUGGAGAAACUCUACAAAUCAUUAGAGCAAGCUAGUCUGUCUCCUCUUGGGGACCGACGACCUUCAACCAAAAAGGAGUUGAGAAAGUCUUUUGUUAAGCGGUGCAAAAAUCCAUCCAUAAAUGAGAAACUCCACAAAAUCCGAACCUUGAAUAGCACAUUGAAGUGUAAAGAACAUGACCUGGCCAUGAUUAAUCAGUUGCUGGAUGAUCCAAAGCUGACAGCCAGGAAAUACAGAGAGUGGAAGGUGGUGAACACCCUGCUGAUCCAGGACAUCUAUCAGCAGCAGCAGGCCACGCCUGCCCCUGAAGGCAGCCCCCAGGAACUCAAGAAACCAUCUUCUUCUGCCUAUGUUGAAAGUUCUAUUUGA